Molecule: messenger RNA, 1974 nt
Organism: Auanema sp. JU1783
Lineage: Eukaryota; Metazoa; Nematoda; Chromadorea; Rhabditida; Rhabditidae
Source: the annotation of a GenBank genome assembly
AUGAAAGACGAAGCUCUACCACUUGGUAGUGGCCGAUAUGAAACACGAUUGGCCGUGGAUAGACGACGAUUGGAAUCAAUGAUAACAGGCAAGCCAUCAUCCGAAGAAGACUAUCAACUUCCAAAUGCAUCAUUGUUUUUUGACCAAGUCAUGCAAAUAUCGGGUGCUACAGUCAUUUGGCCAACGCAGCUAAAGAUUGGAGCCAAAACAAAACGGGAUCCUUUUGUAAAACUACAAGGAACAACAGAGCAAAUUGAAAAAGCAAAAUUGUUGAUUAUGUCUACUUUACAUUGCAAAAAAGAGCGGGUUACUCUCAAAGUUGAUAUUCAUCAUUCUAUUCAUUCACAUAUUAUUGGUAAAGGAGGACGGGUUAUCCAACAGAUUAUGAGAAACACCAAAUGCCACAUUCAUUUUCCUGACUCAAAUAAAUUCAGUGCUUAUCCUAAUCGAAGUGAUCAGGUUUCAAUCUCAGGCGGACCCCAAGAUGUGAGUAGUGCUCUACGAUUAUUACGAGCUAUAUCUCCUAUUGUAUUAACGACUGAGUUACCAUGGAUUCGUUCCGGAUCUCCAGAUAACUCAGGAUUCCCAGAGAAUUUCUCAUUUCAACGAGUUUCUUCCUCAGUUUACCUAUGUAUCAUCCGAGGCACGACGGGAGAUGAGAUGGCUCUACAACACUCAGUUCAAAUGCUGUUACAGCAGUUUUCUAUUCCAAGCAGUUACACACCAAGUUUCAAAACAUCACUUCCGCUAAAGGAAGACGUCAUAACGUUAAUUAAAUCACCUGAUCACUAUAGAAAGUUAGAAAAAGUGAUGGAAGAGAAGAAGGUAACACUGAUGAUCAAUAACGCUCUGGCUCACAUCUCUGGAACAUAUGAAUCUAUCAUAUAUUUUAGGAAGUUUUUAAUCGGAUAUUCCCCGGCUUGUUUAACGUUUGAUGUACCAUUGGCGUUUACUUCCAAUAUUGCGCUUGUUGAAAAAACUUACGACGUUCUCAUAACAACGAAGAAAAGAACGAAUCAACCUGGAGCUAUUUCAAUAAUGAUGAAAACAGCAGAAGCUUUAAUAUCCACAAUGUUCAAAGCUCGUGAUGUUUUACUUGGAAAUGAUGGAAAUGAUGAUUACUUUGGAGAGAAUGAUUUUCUAAUGCCAAUAGAUGAUUAUGUGAUCAACACCAAUCUUUCGGAUACUCCGUCUCUUUCCUCUCUAUGUUCUCUACCAUUUUCCUUGAGCUGCUUGAGUGAAACACCAAAAUCUCCUGAUCCUGACAAUUCUCCACUAGCUGCAUCUAUUUUAAAAGGAGUCAAAAAUAUUGAAAGUAGAGGUGAUAGGUGGCUAAAACGUGCAUCGACAACUUCUCGCGAGGAAAUGCUUGCGAAGGCUGCUCAAGCUUUGUUUGAUGAGCCGAGUGGAGAUAGAUACCCAACAGAUCAUUGGGCUGGAUAUGGAUUCAGUUGUUCUCUUCCGGCUGAACUCUUGAAAAAUUUCAUGGAAGUGAAUGAGCACAAAAUAGAACCAGAAAGGUCUGUCGUGUUCGGAAGAGAGAAGAAAUACAUUUUUUGGAUUUCAAACCGUGGACUAUGUUCCGUUCGUGAAGAAGAUGAAUUGUCGGAUUUUUCGGGAUCUUUCAGUAGUACAUCUAUCAACUCUGGUCAUCGAAACUAUGAAAACAGAGAUCUGCGUAAAGGGAUUUUUUCUGCUUCAACUUCUAUAUUCGACGUCCAGCCACCUCUGAUUGGAGAUUUUAGUUGGGACAUUCGAAUCGUAAACGAUCCAGCAAUGGUUUUAGCUCAGCUUGGUUGCAGUGAAUAUUUAGCUCAGAUGCGAGAGCAAGAGAUUGAUAUGCACGCAUUCUUACUAUUAGAUGAACAGAACUUGAAAGAUAUCGGAGUCUCCACUAUUGGUGCUCGUAAAAAAAUACAUCACGCAAUCUUAAAGUUACGUGAGUCGGCUCGUCAGCAUGGUAUUGCCGUAUAA